Messenger RNA from Microplitis mediator, 6392 nucleotides. RefSeq names its product probable WRKY transcription factor protein 1. NCBI's taxonomy places the organism in Eukaryota, Metazoa, Arthropoda, Insecta, Hymenoptera, Braconidae. The record is from RefSeq and is a predicted model, not a curated record. The transcript is spliced from 7 exons. Bases 647 to 3097 code for a protein of 816 amino acids.
ACAUAAUAAAUAUAUAAACAUAAUUAACACAAUUAUUUACAUUCAAAUAUUUAAAUAUUAAAAAUAUAAAGCAACGUCAUUAAGUUAAAUUGCAGUCCGUGUCGUUAUGAGUCACGUACAUACCAAACGCGUAGUCUACACGACAAGCGUCAAAAUGGGAAGGAGAUAUAAUUUUUCCUUCACUAAGACAUGCCAUCCCAUCAACGACAACGGAACCUCCACCCAGGUACCACAAACGGAACUACAGUAACUUGAUAAAUAAAACAAAACAAAACAAAACAUCAACAUCUAAGAACUAAUUUUAAUAAAAUACAAUAAUUACAUAAACUAAAGAAAUAAAAAAAUUAAAAAUCUCCUACUGAAUCUAUAUAUUUAACAAAAAAAAACUUAAAGAAUCAGGAAAAAUAUAUUUAAAGGCUCCAUCAUUAAUCAUCAAGAUCAAACAGCAAAGCGUGAUUUAAAUAAUAAAAGUGAUAAAAAAUUAAAUAAACAAAAGUUUAAGGUAAUUACGGGGUGGUGGUUUACCUUUGUCACAAUUGAGGACGGACAAUAAAUUCAAUUCAAAAACUAAUAGAGAGAUGAUCACCCCGGAGGCAGUGGAGUUAUCAAAAUUAAAAGGUUCAUGGUGUAGAUUGGUGCUCAGGGAAUGAGGAAUCCGGGCCUACGUUUAGUCGGGCUUACGACGUCACCAAGUGGUGGCGGCGUAUUUGGCACACGGGCCGAGGAGGAGUUGCGACAUUGGCUUGAAUCACGCUUGGAUGCAUUGGGUAUAGACCCGGUUGCGUACUCGCGUUUUGUACUUAGCCUACUACGUCGCCCCCCCGACUCGGCCCUGAGUCCUCUCGACGAAGACAUUGACUUUGCUGUCGUAAAUAAUCGUGCUACUGCUGGCGGAGGAAGUAGUACUGGAGCACGUCGACAUUUAAAUUAUCGUGUCAGACCAAGGGCCCGGAUAUCUGGUGAUCGUGAUCAGCGACGUGCUGUUGUUCAAUGUCUUACAAAUGCUGCUGAUCAGAAAUGUGGAGUUGAACCAUUGGUUGAUGAAUUGUGUGCAAAAUUACGCAAUCUCGAAGGUAGCAGUGGGUCUACAAAUGAUACUAGUGACACUGAAAAAGAAGAAAGUAAAAGAAAAAAUUUAGAAAGUGUUAAUAAUAUUAAAUUUGAGACCUUAACACCUCGUGAUAAAGCGUUAAGAUAUUACGCAGCUUUUCCAGCCUUACAGCCUGCCACCCCAAAGAAAAAUAAUAAUAAUAAUAAUAAUAAUAAUAAUAAUAAUAGUAAUAAUAGUAAUAAUUAUAAUCAUAAUAAUAAUAAUAUUAAUAACAAUAAUAAUAAUAAAAAUAACAAUAAUAACCACAAGAAAGAUAAGACCUACAGUGCCACCAAUACGAUUAAUAAUUUGAAUAAAAAAAAUUUCAACAAUAAAAAUAAAAAGAACGAAAAGAAAAGGAAACCUAAAAUGUCCAUUAGAACAAUUGAUCGUAAAGAAGAUAAAGAAACAUUUGGAUUCGCAAAAUCAAUGGAACGUGAACGUGAUAAGGAACGUGAAUUAGAAAUGGAUAAAAUAAAAUUGGCACAGCUGCAAGCUAAAUUUGAUGAAAGUCUUGAGGCACUUUGGGAUAGUGGACCGGGUAAUGCUGGUGAUACUGCGUCAAUAUGGGCAGCUCCAUCAUUAUCAAUACCAUCGGGUCCAUUGUGGCCCGUUGAUCCAACAGAAUUAUUGAUUUUACCCAUUAUCAAUGAUGAUGACGAUGAUGAUAAUGGUAUUGCUGAUCAUCAUGAUAACAAUAGUAUUAUGAGUUGCAAAAAAAUAAUUGAUAGUUGUAAUAAUACAUCAUAUUAUUACGACAAUAAUUAUCAUCAUCAUCAUAAUAAUGAUGAUGAUAAUACAGUUGUUGAUGAAACUAUUAUUCCAUGGGACAUUGGUAUUAUUGGUGUUAGUAAAUUUAUUGAUGAUUCUAAAGAUAAAAUUGAUUAUAAUUUAAAUUGGUCUGAUUAUGGAGGCGAUGGACCAUGGAAUUGGAAAGAUCUUGGCAAUAAUUUGAUAACAAUUGAUAAUCCUAAAAUAAAUUCAUUCUAUUCAUCUCCGCACGAUGAUAUUAAUUUAAUAAUAAAACAACAACGGCAACAACAACAACAACAACAGCAGCAUCAACAAUAUGAUUACAAAGAAAAAUUAAAUAAUUUAAAAAAUGAAAUUGAUAUCGAUACUAAAAUUAAUAAUGACGCUAAUAAUAUUGUCGCUGUUGUCAAUAAUGAUGCUGGUGGUCGUAACAUUGAGGAUUUGAAAAUAAAUAAUGAGCAAGAACAAAAACAAAAAGUUGACAAUGAUAAUAAAGUAAUUGAAGUUAUUGGAGAUAAAGAACAAUUAGGAAUUGAUAUUAAAAGUAAAGAUGAUGCUGGUAAAAUAGAAAAAGUUAAAGAAGAAGAGCAAGAAGAAGAAGAAGAUUUAUUGACAUCAGCGCGUACUCAUUUUCGUCCAAUAAAAGAUGACGGUAAUUGGGCUGAUGGUACAACAUUUCCUGUCAAUAAUAAUUAUGAAUUAGUUAAUUAUCGUCGUUCAUCAUCUGGUAAUAUAUUAUAUCUACCAAAUGAUGAUAAUCCAUACAUGGAAUAUCAUGAAACAAUAAUAACACCAUCAGUAUCAUCAUCAGCAGCAACUGGUACCACUGAUGGAGAUAAAGAAACAGCAAUUAAAACUUUUACAUUAAAAUUUCGUGUUAAACAGUGUGAUAAAUCAAUACAAACAGAUCCCAUUAGAUCACCAGUUAAACGUCGGAUUAUUGCUGAGACUAAUCAUCAUUUUUAUUAUAGUAAAUUGAUACAUGAUCACGACGAUGAUGAUGAUGAUGGUGAUGAUGGUGAUGAUGAUGAUGAUGAAGACGAAGAAGAUGAUGAUAAUAAUACUGAUAAUAAUGAUGAUGAUAAUGAUAAUAUAUUAACAAAAGAAUCUUAUGAUACUGAGAAAGAUUCUUUUAUGUUAGACCGGAAGCAUUGGAUCCAACCAAGUUUAUCAAUUCUUAACGAUAGGAAACGGAGACACAGCAGUAGUUUCAAUUGUCGUCCAUUGGCUGCUUUACGCCCAUUGACACUUUAAAAAAAAAUCAACAGCAAAUGGAUUAAACCAUCAGCUUAAUUAAAUCACGUGGAGGAUAAUUAUAUUUGAACCCAAAUAUUAAUUAACAUGAAUAAAAAAAAAUAAUUAAUCAAUACUUUAAACAACAGCAUAAAGAUAAGUACCGCAAAAGUCUACAUAAAUAUUAUUUAUCAAUACAAUGUAGUAUGAUCAAUCGAUCUAGUGGUCAUCUAAUGAUCAAUCGAUUGAAAUAGUUAAUUAACUAAUCAAUUAAUAAUUUAAAAAAAAAAAAUUAAUAAAAUUAAAGCAUAGUAAGGGAGUCCUCUUGGCAUGUGGAAUUUGUUAUGCAUGAAAGGAGGCACAGCUAGCUCCCUUGCAUAAUUAACUAAAUUAAUUUAAAACAAAAAAAAAAUACAACUGUCUCUGAUUAAUUAAUUAAAUAUCACGUAAGAAAAAUCAAUUAAUUAAUUAAUGAAAAUAAAAAAAAGCUUUAAACGUCAUAGUGAUAGAGGAAAAAUUGAAUGAAUUAAUUAAUUGCCAAUAACGUAAUUGUUAGAUUAGAAAUUAUUUAUUAAUAAAUUAUUUGAGAGCUUGUAAUAAUUAACUAAAUAAUUUUUUUUUAUUAAUUAAUUAAUUGACAAUUAUUUAAUUAAUUAAUUAUUUAUUUAAAAGGCGGGAAGAUCAAAUAUUUGAAAAUACCUUUUGAAUAAAAUAAUGAGACAGUAAAAAAAGUUAUUAAUAUUAUUCCGAUUAUUAAUUAUUAUUAUUAUUAUUAUUAAUUUAAUCAUUAUUAGUGAGCCCUUAAAUAAAAUAGUAUAAUACAUCCCUAGGUCAGUAAAAUAAGAAAAGUCUCAGAUCACAUGUAAUUGUGGUCUGAGGUUUUCUUUUUUACUGGCCAAGGUGCGGAUACUAUUUUUCUGCUCGACGGAGUCGGAAAGUUGCAACUUCGUUUAGGGCAGCGGUCCGCAAGUUGCCUCUUUCCGUCCGUAGGCGAGAAAACAAAUUUUUUUAAACAACGAUAUGCGUUAAUAACAAGAAAAUAAAAAAAAAAAAAAUAAAAUAAUGAAAAAAUAAAAAAAAAACAUAUUGAAUAAUAAACAAAGAAAUAUAUAUGCGACCUCACCUCAAUAUUUUUUUUCGUCGGAAAUAAUAAAACAUAGUUGAAUAAUAUAUUAAAUAUAUAAAUAAUGAGGUGACUAUUUGAGAUGUGGAUUUUUUUUCGAGUGUUUAUGUUAUCGUCUAGUUAAUUUUUUUUUUUUAAGUUUAAAUAUUAAUCAAUGAAUAAUUAACGUUUUAUGAUUAAUUAUUAAUUUUUAAAAUAUCAAUAAGUCAAUUUUAAAUUAUUUUGUUGAAUUUUAUUCUUUAAUAAUAAUGCUGAUUUAAAAAAUUAAUUAAAGAUUUAAAUAAAUAAUUAACGAGCUAAAUUAAAAAAUAUUAAAUUUCGUCGGAAUUUUUAAAUUUUUUGUUUUUAAUUAUUAACUUUCUGUUGUUAAUUAAAUUAAUAGAAUUCUAGCAGAACGGACUUAAGAAAAAAAAAAAGAAAAUAAACAGAAGGUUAAUAAUUAAAAUUUUUUAAGUAAAAAAAAAUUUUAUGUUUUUUUUCUUUUAUCGUACAUAUAAUGAAAUUAUAAAUUAAUCAUUAAUAAGUAAAUAAUGAUUAAUCGUAAUUAAUAUAAUAAUGAAAUAGAAAAAAAUAAAUAGUAAAAAUUAUAAGGAAAAAAAACCAACAAGACUGUUUUUUUCUUUAUAAUUUUGAAUGUUUUUUUUUGUUUAAUUUAUCAUGUAGUUACCCUUUAACGAUUUAUUAAAAUAGUUGAGUUGAUUAAAAUAUUAAUUUUGCCUUAUUAAUUAAAAAUAUACUUUAGUAAUUGAAUUAUAAAUUUAUCGUUUUAAUAUUUAAAAUAAUAAAUAUAUAUAUCUAUAUCUCUAUAUAUCGUUAAAGGGUUAAUAGUUUAAUUAAUUAUUAAUAACAAUAUCGCCUUAUUAAUAAUUAAUAAAACCAAAUUAAUUAAUCGAUAGUUGGUUAUUAAUUAUUAUCAUAAUAAUAAAAAUAUCAUAAUUUAAAGCCCCAACUAAUAAAUUAAUCAUCAAAUUAAUUAAUUGAUAGAAUUAAAAAAAUUAAUAAGAGUCUUAUUAAUUAAUUUAUUAAUUAAUACCUUCGUAGUCAAAAAAUAAAUUAUUAACACAUUCCUAAUCACCUUACAGCCUUUUCUGAAACCCUUAAUAAAAAACAAAAUGGAAAAAAAAAUUUAAUAAUUAAAAAUAAAAAAAAAAAGUCAUUUUCCUGAUCCAGUCAAAAAAAAAUUAUUUCAUUUAAAAAAAUUAAAAUUUUAAAAUGUACUCGUAAUUAUGUCGAUUAUUUAUUUAAAAGUGAGUGAAAACAGGGAAAGAUAUCAGUUGUCUAUAUUUUUAUUAUCAAUCGACAAAUUACUUACUAAUUUCUUUUGUAAAAAAAAAAAAAAAUGUCAUUACAGUUGAAUUUGUGAUGAAAUUUCCUGUUGAUUGAGUACCCACAUCAAUAUUUUUAAAACAAGUCAGUGGUGACAAUCAACUCGCGGUUAAUUCGCGGACGACUCGUAGACAGCUAACGAAUUCAUGAGUUUAUUCAAAUAUAUCGAUGUUGGUAUUCAUUUUAAAGGGAAUUUUGUUUGCUUUGAGAAAAUGAUUUUUUUUUUAUUUAAUAAUUGAGUAAAAAAAAAUUUUGUGAGCAAUUAAUCCUAAUGGAUCACUGAACAGUAAUAAUCUAUAAAGUAGACAAUAAAAAGUGUUUGCAACAAUAAAGUCAGCAAUUAAUUAAUUAAUAAUAAACUCCCAGACAACUGAUACCUUUUAAAAAAAAGAGUAAUAAAUAAAGAGAGAGUAAUAUAUAGAGAAAAUUGAUGAGAACUAGACACGAUAAUGAAAAUAAAAAAAAAGGUAGAUCAUGUUUAUUAUUAUUAUUAAUAUUAUAAUUAUUAUUUUGUUGUUUUUUGUGUUUUAUUUAUUUGAAAGUUUCUUCUUGUUUGCGAAAAAAAUUAAAAAAAAAAAAUUAAAAAAAUGAAUUACAAGCACGCAAGAUGAAUAAUAAAUAAAUUGAUGAGUGAUUACUAAAUGAGUGAUUAAAACAAUUAAAUAAUCGAAUGAAAUAAUAAAAGUUUUAUGUUAAAAGAACAAUUGAAUGGAAAUGAAUGAGUAAAACCGAUGGAAUUUAUUUAAAUAAAUAGACCGAUGGAAUGAAUUAUUUUAAUUAAAUUCAAUUGACAAAAAACAAAAAUAAAUUAUUAAAUGGAUUCAAUGUAUGAAACUUGUGAAAUAAAAUGAUGAGAACGAAUAAUAA